Molecule: messenger RNA, 1770 nt
Organism: Eptesicus fuscus (big brown bat)
Lineage: Eukaryota; Metazoa; Chordata; Mammalia; Chiroptera; Vespertilionidae
Gene: SHC3
Product: SHC adaptor protein 3
Exons: 12
Coding region: 1-1770 (589 amino acids)
Biological process (GO): intracellular signal transduction; cell surface receptor protein tyrosine kinase signaling pathway
Cellular component (GO): plasma membrane
Molecular function (GO): receptor tyrosine kinase binding
Source: RefSeq, a predicted model, not a curated record
AUGCUUCCACGCACCAAAUACAACCGCUUCAGGAAUGACUCGGUGACAUCGGUCGAUGACCUUCUGCACAACCUGUCGGUGAGCGGCGGCAGCAAGGUCUCGGCGGCGCGCGCGGCCCCCGCGGCGGCGGCCCCCUACCUGGUGUCCGGAGACGCGCUGCGCAGGGCGCCGGACGAUGGCUCCGGCAGCCUGGGUCACCUGCUCCACAAGGUGUCCCACCUGAAACUCGCCAGCUCGGGCCUCCGCGGCCUGUCGGCGGCCAGGGAGCGGGCGGGCGCCCGGCUCUCGGGCAGCUGCAGCGCGCCCAGCCUGGCCGCCCCGGACGGCAGCGCGCCCCCCGGCCCCCGCGCCCCGGCCAUGCGCGCCGCCAGGAAGGGUCGGCCCGGGGAUGAGCCGCCGCCCCGCGCGCCCGCCGCCAGCGACCAGGUGCUCGGGGCCGGAGUCACGUACGUCGUCAAGUACUUGGGGUGCAUUGAAGUUCUACGCUCAAUGAGGUCUCUUGACUUCAGUACCAGAACACAAAUUACCAGGGAAGCCAUCAGCCGCGUUUGCGAAGCCGUCCCUGGCGCCAAGGGAGCCUUCAGGAAGAGAAAGCCUCCAAGCAAAAUGCUGUCCAGCAUCUUGGGCAAGAGCAACCUCCAGUUCGCCGGGAUGAGCAUCUCCCUCACCAUAUCCACCGCCAGCCUGAACCUGCGGACGGCAGACUCAAAACAGAUUAUAGCAAAUCACCACAUGCAGUCCAUCUCCUUCGCCUCCGGGGGCGACCCGGACACAACGGACUACGUGGCGUACGUAGCUAAGGACCCUGUUAACCGCAGAGCUUGCCACAUCCUGGAGUGCUGCGACGGGCUGGCCCAGGACGUCAUCGGCGCCAUCGGACAGGCCUUUGAGCUGCGGUUCAAGCAGUACCUGCGGUGUCCCGCCAAGGUCCCUGCUCUGCACGACCGAAUGCAGAGUCUGGAUGAGCCCUGGACCGAAGAGGAGGGCGACGGCUCAGACCACCCGUACUACAACAGCGUCCCGAACAAGACGCCUCCUGCAGGGGGUUUCGUGGAUGCACGACUGAAGGCCAGACCCCCUGGCCCUGACACAGCCCCGUUUUCAGGAAAAGAGCAAACUUAUUACCAAGGAAGACACUUAGGAGAGCCAUUUGGCGAAGAGUGGCAGCAAACACCUGCCAGGCAAGGGCCCAUGGACACGUCCAGCACGCCGGGAGGGACGGCGCCGGCGGCCCCGACGGGAGAAGCCCCCACCUACGUGAACACCCAGCGCUUCCCGCCGCAGGCCAGGCCGGGCACGGGCAGCAGCGCGGAGAGCAGCCCGAGGAAGGACCUCUUUGACAUGAAACCUUUUGAAGAUGCUCUCAAGAACCAGCCCGUGGGGCCUGUGCUGAGCAAGGCGGCCUCCGUGGAGUGCAUCAGCCCCAUCUCCCCCAGAGCCCCGGACGCCAAGAUGCUGGAAGAGCUGAAAGCCGAGCUUUGGUACCAAGGCCAGAUGAGCAGGAAGGAGGCUGAGGGGCUGCUGAAGCGAGAUGGAGACUUCCUGGUCAGGAAGAGCACCACCAACCCGGGUUCCUUCGUUCUCACCGGCAUGCACGACGGCCAGGCCAAGCACCUGCUGCUCGUGGACCCAGAAGGCACGAUCCGGACGAGGGACAGGAUCUUUGACAGCAUCAGCCACCUCAUCAACCACCACCUGGCGAACAGGCUGCCCAUCGUCUCCGCCGGGAGUGAGCUCUGCCUCCAGCAGCCGGUGGAGAGGAACCCGUGA